AUGUUUGCUAGAGAAUUCGGAAACUUUAAUCGACAGGCGAAUGGGAAAACGAAGACCGAAAUACAUAGAUCGAUGACAUUGGCGGUGCCAGAGGGCGCUGAGGUGAGCCGAGCUCGGCUCAUCAGCCGACGCAAGAUGAGUUUAGGCAGCUCACCACUCAUGGCUAAUGGAAGACGAACUCAGUCGUCAAGGAGAGCUAGUAUCGCUGGUAGGUUUAAAUAA
Messenger RNA from Cylicocyclus nassatus, 222 nucleotides. Lineage: Eukaryota; Metazoa; Nematoda; Chromadorea; Rhabditida; Strongylidae. The record is from the annotation of a GenBank genome assembly.